CCGCCGCUCGACCUUUUGUUGUGGCGAUGAAGCAACGAAGGGGGACCCUGGAGCUUUGACCUCCAGCGGAGGUGAAGCCACGAUGGUCAGGGGCCAGGCUGCAGCCCUCGUGGUGGGCAGUGGGAGGCAGGGGAGCCUCCUCGUUCAGCGGGGACCAGGCGCCAGGCGCCACUCCUCAGGCGCCUCAUGCGACGCCCUCGUCCGCUUCCCGCGUCCCCUCCGCCGUUGCCUUGGAGACUGGAAGCGGGCGGGAUUCCUCGUGCCGGGGACGCGCGGCGGCGCGCACCGAGCACCGCCGGCGGCCCUCGAGCGGCAGGACGGCGUGAGCUGGGCGGCGGCGCGCGGCUCCUCCUGCAUCAGCAGCGGUUGCUCGCUUGGGGUGGGGGCCCGUUUCCUCAGCCUGAACGUGGGUCGUUGCCGGGCCGUCGAGGAGCGAGAUGUAAAUAUUUGUGCAUCACAUCUACAAUUUGAGAAAACCAAGAGUAGUUUUUCUCUGUCGGGAUGUAGGAAGCUUUAUUUUGAUACCCAUGCCUUUGUGUGCCUCCUGGAAGAAAAUGGAUUUACUACUCAGCAAUCUGAGAUUGUUGUGUCUGCUUUAAUGGGCAUCAUGAAAAACAACAUGGAUAUUAUAUAUAAGGACAUGGUCACAAAAGUACAACAGGAAAUUGCGCUUCAGCAGAUAAUGUCUCAUAUUGGUGUUGUGAAAAAAGAUAUGAUUAUUUUGGAGAAGAGUGAAUUUUCAGCCCUCCGAGCAGAAAAUGAGAAAAUAAAAGUUGAACUUCAGCAACUAAAAAAGCAAGUGAUGGAUGAGACUUCCAAAUUGCGUACAGACAGCAAACUAGAUUUCAAUCUAGAAAAGAGCAGAGUAAAAGAAUUGUAUGCGCUUAAUGAGAGAAAACUGUUGAAAAUGAAAACAGAAAUAGUGGAACUGCAUGCCCAACAAGAUCGAGCUUUAACACAGACAGACAGGAAAAUUGACACCGAAGUUGCAGGUCUAAAAACAAUGCUUGAAUCGCACAAACUUGACAACAUUAAAUAUUUAGCAGGUUCAGUAUUUACAUGCCUUACAGUAGCCCUGGGAUUUUACCGUUUAUGGAUAUAACAAAGCAUCUAUUUUAAAAAGACAUGUACUAUCUUGCCUUAAAACUGCAUUGUCACCUAGCUUAAAUAAUGUAUUUAAUUCAAAUAAUUGCUGCCAUGUUAUUUAUUUGGUAAACUGCUGAAUGUAAGCUGAAAACUAAAGAGUGUGCCUGAAAACUAAUGUAAGUUCCAAAAUAUUGAUAGAAACUUGACCUGAGUCAGAGGCAACAUAAAUUUACACAAUUCUGUCCACCCAUUGAUACCUUUCCAUAUCUCUGGGCUAUUGUAAUAUCAGAAUUUGAGGUAAUUGGUAUUUACCAGAUAUACUAAAUAUAACUCUUAAGCCAGAGGAAAAUCUAGGAUGCUAUAUGCCAAAUUCGAAGAACAGACUUAAACACUGAGGGGUGAAAAAAGCUUUGAUUACCAAUAACAGUGGAUGGGAUCCAAUAGUCAUUCUACAAAUUGGUAUACUGUUGGUAGAGAACUACAGAAUCUCUCCAUUGCUGAAGCACGUGCAUGGUAUUUUUGCACAGCUGGUUGUGCCAAUGUAAUUUUAGCUGAAUUCUUUUGUGCAUAGUUCAAAACUUACUUCCCAGUGGUGCUGUAUUAUUUACACUAGCCAGAUGAUGCAAUUGAAUACUGCCUGUUGUUUCUUCAGAGCUGGAAAUUACUGAGUUAAAUCAUAACUUACUUGUUUCCUUUAUGUUGAUAAAACCUACUGUAAAGAUUUGUUGUCACUGUAUUUAAACAAAUGGAUUGCUUUCCUUGUAUUUUACUGUUUUAAAUUUCUCUCCAACUAAUGAUAUUUUAUAAGCAGAUGUUUAUCAAGAUCCUGCUGAUAAGGAAAUGCCACAUUAACAGUAUACUAGAAACAGCAUCCUGCUUCUUACCUUGAUAAAAUAUGAAGAAAACAAAGCUCAGUGAGAUGCAUCAGCAUUAAACACUCCUUUUCAGACAGACCUUGAAGAUUUCUUGGUUGAUAGAAGAGCGUGGUCUCUGCUAAAUAACUGUGGAAAACAAGGUUUAAAAGUUAAAGAAGAGAAAAGAAUUAGACUAACGGUACAAUCCUGAUAAUGCCUUCUUAAAAGUAGAUUGGUAGGGCUUGUUCCCAGGUAAAUAGCAUAGGAUUGAAGCCUAAGCUAAAUGUUUUUCACUCUCCCCAGGCUGACAAUAAAAUCAAAGUAUAAGCCAUGCUAAAAUGCAACCCAGCAGUAGGCAAACAUACUGGAGGGGAAAAACAGUUGUGUUAGUGGAUGUUCCCUUUGUAUAAAAUUGUUUAACUGAUUUACUGAAGCAUAUGUUUUGGGAUGUCAUGAGAAGGCAACAAAUGGAUUGGUACAUCAUUUAUAAGUAUUUUUUUUUAAUCGUCAAGAUGGGAAAAAGCAGUUCUGGGAUUUUCUGCCUUAAGUGUCAGAAUAGUUUGGGUACUCUGUACCUUGACUUGAAGUGGAGGGGGGAGCCCAUUUGCCAGCAAAACGUCUUGGGCCCUGCUCCUAACUUAAUAUUCUCUCCUUUCUUCUCUUAUAUUGAGCUGUCUGGGAUUGGUAAGAAGGCCAUCAUCUAUCAUCCCUGCUUCAGAGACCAAAACCCUUGCAGUCCAACUUUGUGUCUUUAAAAUAGCCUCCAAAUGGCAUGCUUUUAAUCUAAGUGGCUUUGUUUAAUUUAAUAGGCUCUUUUCACAACAAAGUUUGACUACAAACAGUGAUGUGGUUGUUUGCCACUACUUGUACCAUUUUAAUUAUUGUUCCCCAAAGUCCAAAGAGUUAACAAAAUAGAUGAGUGGGAUUUGCAUAAUAAUAUGGAAAAUGUUUGAUGUUUCCACAUACUAAGGUAGCUAACACUAAAGAUUUUAAGCUUUACACACAGUGUGCUGUGUGUAAAACUUAUUUUGAAAAAUUAUAACUCUUUUUAGGCAAGUCACUAGAUUUUGGUUUCCAUGUCACUAUAUUUGUAUACAUCAUAAAAACUAGUGUCGAAUAAUUUUUUGUAAAGAACUACUUGCUGCCUCAAGAUUUCUAAAAUGUCAAAGUGGAUAUAGUUCAAUUUUAGUUAAUAUGUAUUUUUAUAUUUAAUUUUAACUAUAGCACAAAUGUAAAAUAACUAUGAUCCUGUAUGUAGACUUACAAUUAUUUCACAAUGAUUUCAGUGGACUGUACUUUUAAUAAGGUGCUAAGGAUCACACCUUACGAGCAGAUCCAUCAUAAUUUUCUCCCCAUCAAUUUUCUUAUCUGCCAUUAUUUGCACUGUGCAGUUGGCCUCCACUGCUUUUGCAGUGGUGAUUUAAUAUCUCCAAGGCAAUCCAAACCUAGCAUUUCUGCUCAUUUCAGGGCUUACUUAGUGCUAAAUCUCUCUUGUGUAAGUGCCGGGUGCUGAUUGCAUAAUACAGUUGGCAGAGCCAUCACUUGGCUGUGGGGAAUCGGCAUAGCAGAAAAGAAUCUGCAGGAGCAUAGCACCCUGUUAGAUUCUGCCCUACAGUCUCAUCAGAGUUUGGAUUUCAGUGGGACUUGCUUCUGUGUAAAUGUGUUUAGGGCUGGGCUAUCCUUUUUAUGCUAGACUUUUCCUGAAGGAUUUAUAUAUGUUGUGAACCACUCAGAGAGCUUUGGCUGUUGGGCAUUAUAGAAAUUAAAUAAAUGUGUUCAGUAUUGAGACCAUAUGCAGGAUUGAAUUGGAGAUGUCUACAUAGCAGCUAGUUUGAAAUUAUAUGCUACUUAAACUUGCAUGCUACUUACCCUCCCCGCAACAAAAAGUCCCUCUUCUGUUCUGUGUUCUCUGGUUGGUUAAUUUAUGCUGCUAUGUUCUCAGUGUGAAUAAAUAUAGUUUGUCAUUGCAAUCAUGUUUUCAGCUAACAAACCUGAAUUAUUGUUACUUUUUUCCCCAACACGGUGUAAAAGGCUUACGUGUUAAAGCCAUCGGUUAUAAAAACAUUUUGAAUAGAUAAACCAAAGUGUUCCUGGGAUUAUACUACAUGUGUAGACUGUGGACCUGGAUUUACUGAAUGCCAGAAUAUUUCUAUGUGAAAUUACCUCUUUAUUCAUAAUUAAAUGAUUUAGGAUAA
This is a messenger RNA of Varanus komodoensis (Komodo dragon), 4135 nucleotides long. RefSeq names its product mitochondrial calcium uniporter regulator 1 (gene MCUR1). Gene Ontology annotation, biological process: positive regulation of mitochondrial calcium ion concentration; calcium import into the mitochondrion. Lineage: Eukaryota; Metazoa; Chordata; Lepidosauria; Squamata; Varanidae. Bases 83 to 1102 code for a protein of 339 amino acids. Gene Ontology annotation, cellular component: mitochondrial inner membrane; mitochondrion. The record is from RefSeq and is a predicted model, not a curated record. The transcript is spliced from 9 exons.